Molecule: messenger RNA, 18363 nt
Organism: Porites evermanni
Lineage: Eukaryota; Metazoa; Cnidaria; Anthozoa; Scleractinia; Poritidae
Source: the annotation of a GenBank genome assembly
UUCAGUCUGUGGUUGGAUGGAGUGUUACCUCUAGUGAUGGACCGAGAGACUACGGCUCAAGAAAAAUGUUUUCAGAUUCUGGAAGAUGUACUUAUCAGUAACAUUGUCCCUCAAUCAAAGUUAGUAAAUGGAACGUUUUUUGGUCUGAGUUUCGGUGAAAUGCCCUAAACCACAGCCCAUUAGACCUAGCCAACAGAACAGGCUCUAUUUUUUCACAUUUUUCAGGUGAGCAGAAGGGGGUAUGGAGCGCAAAACAUGCUCAAUGGGGAAAGGUGGAUAAUUUUCUCCGCUCCGAUCUUCCACCGUUGCACAUGUCUGGAGCUGCACAUCCACCUCAUGCUCAUCAUAAAAAAUGCAAAAUAUUAUCACCUGUUCUGCAGUCUAGUUGAGCCAACUCCAAGAACACAGUGUACCAUUGUACAAUGUGAUCUAGAUGUAAUGUUUACUCUAAUAAUCCUUCCUUGUCAACCAUUGUUUAGAUCAACUAAUCAGUGCCAUAUUCUUACAUGGAAUCUACUGGAUCAAAUUGCCAGCCCCGCAGGACAAGAAGUUAGGUAAGCAUUAAGUGGAGAUCAGCCUAAUUGAACAAGAAGUGAUAAAUUUGAAAAAGAGCCUUCAAAGAUUUGUUUAUUUUACCUGGGGUUAAUUGCUAUAAUGCAGAGUAAAGAAAAGAACAAUAACACUUGGAAAUCGUAUUUACUAAGAGAUUGAAAAGUGCUUCAUUUAAAUUUCUGCAGACGCUAUCUUCACUUUGCAUUUCAACACUGGUCAAAACAGAACAGAUUAUCAAGCAAUUUGGUGAAGUCACUGAUAUCUCACAUUGAUUCUGAGCAUAACAAGGUACAAUCUGUUGAUAUUUAAAGUAUUAUUCAGGUUUUCGUGUUGAAAGAUGUUAUAUUAAUUUUGUUAUGUCUUGAGUCUAAGACCCCCAAAACAUCUGAGCCUCCAAAAGGAGUAAAACCCAUGGCAUCUUAUAAUGUUAGGGGCGUAAUUUAACCAUUGACCUACUACAUGGAGGAUGUAUGCUCUCAUAGUGUUCAUACAUGUAUAGUAUUUGAUAUUCCUUACGCAUGUGGUAAGGGUAAAAAACACUGGAUGCAUCAUCAGUGGUGAUAAACAUUGAAAGACGGCAAAUUUUAGUGGUGGAGAAAAAAUGGGAAAGAUGUUUUUUCCCUUUUUUUAAUACUGUGCAAGUAUGCCAUGUGCUUCUCAAUGAAAGUUACUCUCCCCCUUGACUUGCAGUCAGCAUGGCUUUGUCUCGCAGAGAUUGGGUCAUCAUCAAAUAAACUGGAUCAUUCUUUUGUGGUUAAAAGUUGGAACGAAUACUCUCAAGGAUUGAAAGGUUUGUCUUUUAGGCCUUUAAUCUGCAGUUGGCACUGGAAAAGACUUGUCAUUGUCAGGAUUGACAGCUGAUGUCAGAUCCUUACACUAUAAAGUUCUGUAAAUAAUGACUUUUAAUGAUCCGAGUGACAUUGGUUUGCUUCAAAUAUUUCACAAGGUUUCAUCUUUCUUCCUAUAGAAUCUGUUAUAAUAAUAUUGUUUUUAACUUAUUAGUUUUGAGAAUGUAGAGGACACAUUUUUCACCAAGUGAGAAAUUUGAUGAUAGAUGGCUUGAAAAAAUGUCCCUUGUGGCUAUUUUUUGAUAAGUUAAACUUUUCAAACAGCUUGCAUUUUAACAUUAUGCUUACUGCUAUGGCCUACAACAACUGUGUUAUAUACCUUAUUGGUACUAAAUUUUAGCGAUUUUGGGGGGUGGGAUUUCAUUUUCGUGAUUUUAACGAGUAAACAUGAAAAAAGAGCAUUAAAUUUCUCAAUUUAAGUACUCUCAACUUCAUUUUCUUCUUUUAAAAGUCUGAACCUUUAAGAAAAUUAGAUAAAACAAGCAAUGUGUGAAAUCUUUGCAAACUAAUGUCAUUUCACAAUGGAAGGUACAAAACGGAGCUUACCAGUAAAACCAGAAAGCAAUCUGUGUUUGUCGAUACAUGUUGUUAUUACAUGUCAGUUGUUAUUUGAAUUUUCUUUGUGGGUAUCAAAUUUUGCGUGCUUUUAAUUUAACAAGGAUUUAUUUUUGUGGGUCUUUAAUUUCACGAUUUAUUUUACGAUCACAAAAAACGUGAAAUUUAAGACCCUGAAAUUAAGUACCAAUAAGGUAUGUUUUUACUGUCUGGUUUAUUUCUCAGACUAUGAUUGUGAGACGGUUUGCCGUAUUCUUGCUGUGUUGGGGAGUAAUGCCCCUCUCCUUCCCUCUGAUGCUGUUAGUACACUUAUAGGUGGGUUUAUAAUUAGUUAGUUUAGACCUUUGAAGGGAAAAUAAAUUUAAGCUUAGGAGUGUGCAGAUUGGUAAAAUUGUGGCUAGACCACCAGGGCCCAGUUGUUUGAAGACCAAUUAGUGCUAACCCAGGGUGAAAUUUUAACCUGGGUCUCUUUCUCUUUUAAUCAAAACAAUUUUCUCAAACAAUUUUCUCUAUUCUUUUUAGAGGAGCCAAUCAUCAAAUUGUUGAUAGAAAGAAAUAAACUGAAUUUGCUUUUUAAGCUCUCAUAUCUGAAUUCAAAUUUCGAACUAACCCUGGGUUAUCGUAACCCAGCUUUGAACACCUCAGCCCAGAACUGUAAAGCAGGGUUUGUACAGGUCAUUGAAAACCUGAAAAGUCAUGAAAUUCAUUCUCCAGGGAGGAAAGUCAUGGGAAAUUAAAGUUAUGUUAGAUAUAUUAUAUAGACUGCAUAUGUCAAAGCAAGGACAAUUUGAGACCGUGUCCAAUAAUUAAAUGACAUGGAUUUUACUGGACACCAAAGUUUGUGUCUGUUGAACUGAGUUAGGUAAAAAAAAAUACUCUGAAACCAGGAAAUUUUUAAAAAAUACUCAACAAACCCUAAGGUCAUGGAAAAAGUCAUGAAAGGUCUUGGAAUAAAUUGAAAGAGCUCAAAAGAAUACGAACCCUGUAAAGAAGUGAUGCCAUCACGCAAACUGAAUUAUAAUGUGGUAUGUAAAUAAAAACAAAAUGUGAUGUAAAACAAAAAAAAUCGAUUUAUUAUCAUCAUUUUUAUUUUUCUGCCCAGGUGACCUUCAGCGUAAGCUGAUUAUGUUUGAUUGUUCACCUGACGUCAUUGCAGCUAUCAUUGCUACUCUCUGCAAGGUAUUCCGUCAGUCAUGACUACUUUUUUUCUAACUUAAAAUGUGUGUGAUGUUUUUCAGAGUAAAUUAGAGACCUUUUGAUUUUAAUUCGAGGACGACUUACAAGAGCGAGAUCUUCUCAAUACUAUGAGAAGUGUGCACACAUGAACCCAUUUCGCUGGGAAAAUGCGAUAGCCCUCAUCGUUCUACCACAGGUUUUAGUGAAAAUGUCGUAGUGACGGAAACAAAUUAUCAAAUGUUAAGAGUUUUAUCAUAAAUUGAUCGGGAGAGGGCUUCAUGUCCUGUAACAAAAAUAACUGUGUUAAGUUUCCUUGUGAAUAAAAGGAAAAUGAAGCUUUCCUGGGUUUCUAUUUUUUUAGAAUACACAAAAAUACGUUAAGUUAAAUCUCGUCCUCAUACUCCUGAAGAGCUCUAAUGAUUCCUCGACCUGGUUAAUCUGAUAAAUGAAGCAGUUAAUAACAUGCAAUCUACACUUCCUUUUUUGCAGCUGUGUAAAGUACAGCCAGAGGAAAGGGUAAAUGAAAAAAAUUGUUUGAUUCUUUUGAAGAUUUCACUCGUGAAGGAUAGUGGAAUAUUACAAAUAACUGCUGUCUUAAAAGAAUGAAUUAUUAUUUCAACAGAUUUUAGUUUAGAGCGGUUUUCACUUGACUGUCGAAAGGGAUUGGUUUUGGUUUUGGUUUUGGUUUUACUACGCCCUUUGGUUGGCUAGUGUAUUUACUUUGGUUUUGGUUUUACGACAGUCAAGUGAAAACCGCUCUAAUUAUCAUCGUCAGACUUGACUUUUCUAACAACAAUAUUCAUUUUCAUUCUUUUACAUAAAUACUAUCAACAAUAGCAACCUACAAACAGUAAAGUCAUUCAGAUUUUUUAUAAAUUGAUUACAAUAUUACCAAUUGUAUCUCAGUAUUAGAUACUAUGUACACUAAACAUAAGUUUUUCUCGUAACAUUGUAAAUUAUCAUGGGCUUCAAAAUAAUUAUUAGCUUUUUGUUUUUAUUUUCACAGGGAAGUACAGAUCACUGGUGUUCCGAUCUUUUAAAGGCUUCAGAGGAAUUCCUCUCCAGUGUUGCCUUAAAGCACGGUGCAAUAACUGAUGAGGAACUACUCAUGCGACACUUGUUUACUGUGGGGGAGGUGGCACAGGUGCAUGUCAACUGGUUGUUAUAAUCUCUUUGGGCAAAUAUCUUUAACUUAUGUGAUCUACGAACUGGUAAAAAGGGUUCUACUACCCCUUACAAAAAUCAUACUAACUAUAUGCAUAAAUCAAUCGAUCGUUAAAAAUAUGUCGUGUUUUCAUGUGUUGCAAAUUCUGCCAUGUUCACCAAAGUAGAGAAAUUACAUUACUCAGAUCACAAUAGAGUGCCCUUUUUAAAUUAGGUUUAUAUGACAGAAAUGUAAUGAAACAUGAUCAAAGCAUCCAUACUUGAUACGUUUUAGCAUGUUAACAGAGGUGACUCUUCAUUUAUAUUGUUUUCCAAGAAUUGUUGUAAAGAUAUAGAUCCACAAUGCACUGCAAAUACUAAACAAUUAUAGCAACAGCUAUGUCCAAAACGCCAUGGCAAAGAAUCAAAAUCUACCAGUAAGUAAGGUUAUUUUUUUAUGAUCCACUUGCAGCUUGCACCAACGAAGACCACAGAGCGUCUGUUCAUGUUCGUGGAAUCCAUGUUGAUAUCUCAUAGCAGCAACAAAGAAGGUAAAGUGGUCCAGCCCGGCUGUGCACUCUUUAAAGGAAGGUGACUCGUUUUCUCACAGAGUUAUAGAAUGAUGUCUAUUUGGCUUUGUCUUAAGCUGUUUUGAAAUGAUAAAUGUCACUUUUCCAACUUGAAUUAUUAAAAAUAUUUUAUAGUUUUUGAAUUACAGGCUCAAAAAUAACUUAAAUUCCAGCUUAUUCUGUGGAAAAGCCGCUCUCAUAUUUUUCUUGCCCCGGGCCAUCGUUAGUCUGCUAAAAACGGCUGUGUAGCAGACUAGGCCAUCGUGUGCUUGUCUUGUUGAACACUUGCUUGGACCCUCGCCUACACUGCAGGAAGCUUAAAAAGUUACUUACCAAGAAAUCUACUUCUUGAGCCCAGAAUUUCUGGAUUGUCCACAAGUAAAAAAGUGUCAUAUUCAUUAAAGUAAUUAUGCCCUUUAUUUCAGAUCCUCUUCAAAAAUUAAAUCUUUCGCCACCAGUUAAAGCUCAUGCUUUUGUCACUCUUGGUAAGUAGUCUCAGUGCGGCCCGCUCAAACUGUUCCUCUAGGCAAUGGUUGUUUAUAGAGUUACUCAAAGAUUUUAUACCAAUCAAUAUAAAAUCAGGUAUAAUAUACAGCAACCUGAAAGUUUGGAUGGUUACCUUAUCUUUUAAAACCACUGUUUUAUAACUUUAAAUUAAAUAGCUAUGCACAUCUAAGGGGUAUUGUCCACGCAUUUAUAAUGCUGGCAGUAUGCGAGUAAGAACUGUGUUAAACAACAGGGAACUUACGGUCACUUUAGAUGAAUAAAUGGAUACAAGUGACAGUUUUGCUUUAGGAAUUUUUCUCACUUACAGGAAAAUUGUGCCUUCAAAAUGAAGAUCUAGCAAAGCAGUGUAUCGCAGCACUUGCCAGGGAACUAGAAACUUCAAAUGAUCCAGCCAUCCGAAAUAACGUCACCGUAGUAAUGUGUGACUUGUGUGUCAGGUAAACAUUGAUUCUUUGCCAUAACUUCUUCUCCAUUUUAAAAUUGAAGAGAUAAUUCAGAAUAAAACCACAUAUUGCAACGCUAACUCUCCGUAGAAAAGCUGUGUAGUCAGAACUACAAGUCCUCUCACAUGCCUCUAUUUUUAAAAUCUACUCAUACGUUCAGGCCGUAUACAACUUCUCAGUUACAGGGCUUUGAGGAGGGUUACAAAUGGAGCAUUUUUUUAUUUAAUUAUUUGUUCACAAAAUACAUUCAAUUUCCUUGUUUGAAUUCAAACAACUCUUAAAGACAUCGCAAAUGAGUCAAUAAAGUAUGUCAUUAUUAAAGCAACAGCGAUCAUGAAUAUCCGAUAUGGAAAAGAAGGGAUUACAUCUGAUGAGUGGACAGGGGAGGGUUGUAAAUAAGUUGGUUCAUAAGUGGAAUAUAUUUUUCGUUUUCAUGGGCCGGUGAGCGGGGAUUGCGUUGGCUUAUAACAAAACUGCGAGUAGUCUGCUAUUUUCCAUAGAGAUAGAAAACUGAGCGAAGUACACAAGCGCGUGUGAAAAUCGCUACACCCAAGGAGGGUAACAAACUGAACCGGAAUUAAUAUGUAAUAUGUGGCUUUUUUGUCCCGUAAUGAACAGUUCUGCGAGAAAUGACAGGAUGGCCAUCCUACGAAACCGUUUCAAUUCUGCAUCUCUUAGAGCCAAUAUAUUUUUAAGUUGUAAAAUAAACUUUUCUCGUCGCAUUCAGGAGAACUGAUGAUGUGUUAAAUUGUCGUCAAUUGUUACUUAUUAUCACUGAUUUUUUUUUUAUAGGUACACCAGUCUCGUUGAUCGCUAUGUUCCAAACAUUGCUGCUUGCCUUAAGGACGGUACAUCACUUGUGCGAAGACAAACACUUACCCUCCUCACCCAUCUACUGCAGGUAUCAAAGUCAACACAUUUGUCUUCCGCUGUGUCGGUUUAUCUGUAUCUUGUGUAAAAACGAUCAUAACACCAUUUAUUGUAGUAAUCACGCUUGAUAAGUUCUUGAAUUUGCAAGGGUUUUCCAUCACAUGAAACUGCAGAGAAGUGUCAGAUAUAUUUAUAUAAAAGGGGACCAUGACAUAUUUGAGUAUGACUCUAGACUUGAAAAAAAAAACAUUCAUACAAAAUUAGCAAAUGUGAUGUGGUGUUGGACGUUAAAUUUGGCUGGACGUUUCUCGAAAGGCUCUAUGUAAGUCAAAUUCGAUGCUACAAAUUUGUGCAGUGAUUGCAGAUCAUUUUUGAGUUCUAAUCACAGACAAUAAAGUCCUGUUAUUAAUAAGUAAGUUUUAAGUGUAUCAUUAUUAUUUUUAUUAUUUUAUUCUGAUUAUUAUCUUUAGGAAGACUUUGUUAAAUGGAAGGGUGCUUUGUUUUACCGCUUUGUUACAACACUGGUUGAUGAAGAUGUGGAGAUUCGCAAGUUUGGUUUGUAGCAGAAUUUAGUCACAUUAUUUAUUGAUGUUAUGCUAUGACGUCUUAUUUUUGUUGUUGUUUUAUGGCUAGGAAGUUUUAGCCUUCGUAGUCGGCGGGAUCAUGUUAGUCUGCCAUCGCUGUUUUCGUCCCUAGACUGGCUACUAUCUUUGACUUUGGGUAGAUUUACUUACACUAUUUAACAAUUAUUCCUCGAGCCCAAAUGGGCUGUGAGUCAAUAGCUCAGAGGCCAUGAGGGCGAGACGAAUAAUUGUUUUAGUAAAAUUCCACUAGUUGGUCAAAAAUAUCGAGACAAAACAACUUUCGCUAGCAAAACACGAUUCAGCCGCCGUUGUUUUGGUUUUCAAAGCAGGCGCUUUUCGCUGCUAGUGGGCUAUAACACAUAGUCUACAGUAGUAGUAGCUCAACCAAUCAGAACGUUCCGGUCGUAAUUUUUUACUGUUUUAAAUCUUGAAAACUAAAAAUCCUAGCAGGCAAAUACGACAGCUGUACGCAUAUGCUGCCUGCUAAUUAAUCGAUCCUUAAUCACUACUGUUUGCUUGUAGAGUGAGAAAUUGUCGGUAAACCUUGCACCUCUGUAAUUCAGGGAAGUGAAACCAGCUUAAGCUCAACAAGGAGGCAGCUUGGCCGAGUGGUCAGCUCGUCGAACUCGCACGCGGUAGUCCCGGGUUCGAGUCCCGCUUUGGCCACUCGCUGGAUUUGUUCUCGAUCGUCCCGAGUUCAAACCCGCGGCCAUGCUUGUAAACCAACUGACGUAAACUAGUUGCCUCCUGCCAGUUUUAUUUGAAUUAUUUCUUAAGUAUUUGAGUGAAGCACCUGUAAAGUUGCUGGAAUGAGCUAAGAGCACUUUCGACUAUAAUUAAACAAACCUCUUAACCUUUUAAUUGCUUUGUCUUCUUGUAUUUCAGCUGAUUUUUGCCUGGUUCAUCUUCUGCUGUCAAGACACCCAGGAAUGCUCUAUCAACACUUUGUUGAAUGUGUGUUCCACUUCAACUCCUUUGAAAAACACAAAGGUGAAGUAGCGGCAUCCGUAAGACUGCGUGCAAACGGACGCAACAAGUAACAACCAGCAAUGUUGGGAGUUGUUGGUCAACAAUGUUUUGUCCGUUUGCACGCAGCCUAAGACUUUCAAAAAUUACCAUAAAAUCCUAGUUCAAAGGUGGACCUACGUUCAUUUAUUCUUCAGUCCGGAUGAGCUGGUUUAAUAAUCAGAAACUGAGCCAGUUAUUAGGUUAUUCAGCCGCCAUAGAUCUGUCCACUGACUCAGUCAAACAAAAGAAUCUUCGCGUGGCUUUUAUUUACUUACUUUUGCCUUUUUGAUUUAGUAUACAACAAGUUUGCACAGACAGACAGAGAGAAGAAACUGUUUUCUCUCAAAGGAGACCAUAAUUCCAGGUAAAUUACCCUUUCUUAUGGCUGAUACCAUCUAUAAAUUGUACUUUAAACUGUUUUGAAUUCUUGUUUUGAAGAUCGUUGACGACUUACGCGAGAAAGAAUUAAAACCGGCCCUUGUAAACAGCCAGAAUGUUGUAUAUAAAUUUCAAUGUGAUUUGUGUGAUGUGGCGGAAUUAUGUAGAAUACACGUUCCGUCACCUUCAUCAACAUGUAGGGGAACAUUGACAUUCGGUAGCUGGCUACCAUUUUAUCGAGAAACACGAUGUAAAGCGGGUAAACCUUGGUGGAAACUCCAAUCAGGUUGAAGGGAAAUUCUUAGCCUGCUCCAGGCGUUCAGAUGGUCUUCCCUUGUUUUUUCCCUUCAUACGAUUUAACUCGCUCCCAACUAUAUGAACGCCGCGCCCUACUAUCUAAACGCCUGCAACAGGCUAGCUCGGUUCUGCAUCGCAGACGUAACUAGCCGGGUUAGACGACGUCUGCUAUUCAAGCUAGAGGCAAACCAGCGAUAGACUUUCUGAAAGUCCGUUUUGGUUGGGUCAUCGUUCAGGAGGGAACUAAAACUGUCGUUUUUCUCUUACCUCGCGCGCAUUUUCGUGACUUCGUCGCUCAAAAGUCAACUUGUAGGCAGGCCUAACCAGCGGGAUUACCAAAGAGAUGAACUCGGAGCAACAAAGAACAAGUUGCUUGAACAGAAAUGCAGCGCCGAGGUCCUCUCGAUCAUUGUGCGUAAUUUUUCGCAAUAAUUAUAAGCAAUAAAGUAAUUUUAACAAAUUUCCCAUGUUUGCUGCGAAGGUUCUGAAAGGCCGUUUUAAAUCAUUAGAUUUAUGAGGAAACGACUGCGAGUAAUUAUGUCUCUAACAUUCAGAUUUUUUUUUUCAGCAAACGGUUCAUCAUAUAUCAGUUCAUGCUAACUCACAUGAGUGAUGAAGACAGGUUUAAUCUCACAGGAAAGCUUUGUCAAGAGGUUUGUUCUGAAUGAUCUCUGCACAGAACAUAUUUCAGUCAGAAUUUGACUGGUUUUCUGUAAUUAACCGCUCGCUAUUGAUGAUUUAAUAGUGUAUUUCAUUAAAUUCAAUUUUGAGCUGAAAGAAUUUUCGUACAGCUUUGAUAUAAGCAAAUGUUUGGGGAUUCUAUUUGUAUAAACUUGCAUAGAAGUUUAACUUCUUCUGACUUGAUUUGGGACCAAUCGCGUAUAAUAAUGAGGAAAAAAUUUAAAGAUUUGGAAGUCGCUAGUGUUUGUUAAAAAUCUUGUGACAUACUGGUAGUAAUGAAACCUGUUCCGGCCCUUACAUGUGUAUUUAACCAUCUCAGAGUUAAAACAUUUAUUGAUUUCUUUCUGGAGGUUCUGGGUUGUUUUACCGAUGGUGUGAUUAGAUUGGAUCAAGAUUCAGCUGCUGUUCUUAAAGACGCACUGCUUAUCCUAAGUAGCAAGGUACAACUGUAUUUAUUUUGUGACAUGCAUGACAGUUAAAGUUACCUAUCCUUUAAGAUGGAAAUGAAGCAUGCAAAUGUUUUUGUUACUUGCUUAGCAUCGGUUUGUUUGAAGAGAGAACACAUUUCAUAGUCGCAAUGAAAUGUCCAUCUGACAGAUCACUGCAUUUUGUGGGUGGUAGGUAUAGAGAGAAUGUCCAGUAUUAACGGCGUUAUUGCUCCAGACCAAACAAAACAAAUACACACUUCAAAGCGAAAUGGGGCAACUGCAAGCACGUCAAUGGUACGGCACGUAUAGAAUGUAACUUGGUGCUACUGUCCAAAGCCUCACUGGAAGCCACACCAGUGAAAUUACAGGAUAAGGGGCGCUAAAACUCCAAGGGAAUGUUAAUGCGCUAACAAGAGACAAAGAAGGCUAAUGUCACGCUUCUUGCUCUUAGCUGUACGAUAAGUUAAGUAUGUAGUUUAGCGCAGUGCCGUUUUUAAAAAAUCGAGCUUGAUAUAGUACCUUUCAUAUCGCAAUAUUUUAUUUUCCAGAACAUCAAACUGUCUUCCAUGAGAACAAAGGCAGCAGAAGACCUCGCAGAUGAGGGAGAUGCAGCAGGAGCUGCUAUUGUUCAAGCAAGAAACAAGUUUCUUACUCAGGUAAUUUAUCCUCUGAGCAAUGUCACUCAAAUGAAUUGGGAAAGAAAUGCCAUUUCGUCAGUUUCCUCUUUCCCUCUUUGGGCUAUUUUUUCCCACACAACACUGGUACAACAUUACGUGAUUUGUUGAAAACUAACGAGAAUAUGGCUUCGCAAAGUCGCAGAAUUUUGCAGACGUUUGUCAGUAUUGUAGUUACCCUGCGAGCAGAGGCUACAUUUUUGCGGUAUUAGCUGGCCGCGAAAAUGUAGCCUCUGCUCGCAGGGUAUAUUGUAGUGGGCCUGCCUCAUACCCAGACGUCUUUCUCUCUCGAUGAAAAUGUACGCGCAAAGGAAGGCAGGAAGCCUGAGGAGGAGACUUGUAGUGGGCAAUUUCGUCUCCCCUACCAUACAAACGUCUGUAAAAUUUCGCGUUUUUGUGGUGCUAUAUCUUCGCUUGCGUUUAACGCGAUAUCACCUUUAACUCAGUAGGUUUCCUAAUUCUAAGCCGCUCUUUCCAGCAGUGUCAAUGAAAAUUUUCUACCUGGUCUUUAUCAAAAUUUGAAAAAUACCGUGGAAGGGUCUGUUGGUAAUCAUGUUCUACGGCAUUUUCGGUAAUUCAAAAAUUGCACAAAUUUUUUACCAUUUUAAACUUGUCUACAUCGUGGUCUCAUACAUAAACGUUCUUUUGGCUCGUCACGCAGUUUUUUUCUUUAGAAACAAAAAGGGAACUGGGACCGAAAUGCAUACCACAAUUGUUUCUGGGAUCGUCACUGGUGACGUGCCGGUCAGCUAUUGGCCAAUUCCUAAGUAACAGUCCCAGAAGUCUUUUCGAAAGUCAACUCGGCCCGGUGUCCUCGUUUCUAAAGUGCCGAAUUUCAAAAGAACGUCUGCAUAGCAGCAGUCUAGCUAUAUUUUACUGGCUAUAUUUGUGAAAACACCCUAAAGAUAGAGAAUAAAGUUCAUACCCAAAAUUGGAAAGGUCUUGGGUUAAUCGUUUCUUAAAUUAUUGGUCAUUUUAACAGGUUUUAAAGAAGAACAUGAUAGAGAACAUCAUACCAAUAAUCAUUGAACUGAAACACAUGGUAAGGUCUUAAUAUUCUAGUCAAAGCCACUUUUAAUAACAGUUAAUAAACGGGACAGUACUUACUUAGUUUUCAUCGACUCGUCACAGUGCAAGCAUUUGCAAACAAACGAAUUUAAAUUUAUCCAAGAAAGCUCUUAUUAGUCGCUCUUUUUUAUCUGAGGCAGAUGGCCAAGCGAAACUCGUGAGUUCGCGAAAUCUCGCGUAACGCGAGGAGACGCGACGAGUGCCGGGGAAUAGGGAUACAAAUUUAAACCAACGAUUUAACUAUUUUUUCUUCCCUCUUCACGUCGCAUCUCUCUGGGCGAUAUUCUGCAAGCUCGCAUAUUUUGGCCUUGCUCCAUAAUCUGAGAAGAAUUAAGGAGCCUGUUCUUACUCUGCUGGCUCCUUAAGCAUCAGUGCUAAUUAUGCUAUUGCAUUUCAGCUUGAAAAGCAGCAUUCUCCUUUGCUCAAAGAGCUGAUGUUUUGUUUGAAAGAAGUCAUGAAGGAUUACAGAUCUGAAGUUCAGGAUGUGCUGUCAGCAGACAGGCAGCUAGCAAAUGAAAUUGAGUUUGAUCUCAAGAGGUUUGAGGAACAGCAGAAAGAACUUGAAGAACAAAGAAGGAAACAAAACACUCCCAACAGCUCUCCACAGGUGUAACCGCGUUUAAUUUUAUCUUUUAACCUCACUCACCUUUGUGCGAAAAGGAAUACACCAUGUCUUGUUUGCUCUUAGCCUCUAUUUCAGUACUUAACCUUGCACACCACCGCACACUUGAAUGAGUUACAUUUGCGCGUAAAUGAAGAAUUGUCACGCUAGGAAAGGAUGGCACAAGAUGCCAGUCGCACAAAGCUUUCUGCAGACGUAAAUUCUAGAGUUAAAAUAUUAUAGAGUUUGCCUCGGCCUGACGUAAAGAGUUGUUCAGGUAGCCCAGGACAAGGUAAUUUAGAGCUGGCCUAGAUUUUGAACUGUCGUUCUUCUAGGAAAAAAGGAAUUACAUAUUACACACGUCCUUGCUUCAUUACUUCUUAAACAGCAGAGACAACCGUGUUCGAACAAGAAGUUAUUCCGCAUUAAGGAUUUUCAUCUAUCAGCAACAAAAAAAUUUUCCUACAAUGUAUUCAGAUGAUAUUACCAACAUAAACAAGCAAAAACUAUUUUUUGAUUGUUUUCUUAGGUUAUUGUCAACAGGCAAACCCCGUCAAUCGGGAGCACCCUAGUCCAGGUUGCAGAGUUUGUUACUCCACAGCUACGGAAUGCCACGCCCUCUCCCAGAAAUGGUAAAGUUAAAGAUUGUAAGGGCGCUUUUCAUUUGUCAGAUCUGGCCGCCCGGACCUUUGCCCGACCAGUCAGUUUGAAAAUGAAAUAGGCUUUUUCCAAGAGUUUUUGCUGAAANAGGAUACAGCAGGUUGUUAGGCGAGGAGACCUCAAGAAAUCACCAGGCUUACAUAGAGAGGCCACCUCGACAUCACAAUAUUGUAUCCCAUAAAGCCCUUAUUUAUCACCCUCAAACUUUGCAUAAGCGUUGAUUCCAGUUCCUCUCGGCACAAUACAAAUUUUAAGAGAAACUGAAGCAAUGAUACGUGAUACGUUUAUUCUGUGAUGUCACUUGUCCUAGUAAUAAAAAUUUUUUUCCCUUGUGGAAUUUUUCCUUUUUCAGCGGCCUCCAACAUUUCUCCCCUUGCCAGUGCAAUAGGGCGAAUGCAAAUCAACAGACGUCACACCCUCGCGGCUGAACCACAGAUGAAUUCUCCACGCACCAGAGCUCUGAAUUCCAAUCUUUCUGUGUUGAUAAGCCCUCUUCAAAACAAACGACGACACACUCUGACCACAGCAGCUCUUCUUAAUUCUGCUCGCAAGGCUGUGGAUCAAGCACAUAGGAUUGCUGAACAAAACAAGAAAAAGAGCAUCGGUUACAUUGAAGACCCAAGAGAAAGCGGUGCUGUGAGAGAGGGACCUGAAAAACGCACUCCUUUGAAGCCUCUAAAUCCCAGGGCUCUAAGAAACAAUGAUGAACGAGCGGCAAGCACACCUGAAGGUAAUACUUAUAUAGGUUUUUUUAGAAUAUACAAUUUUAUGCGAGAAAUUUAGCACCAGGCCCCAGUUGUCAAAAGAUAAAUAACGCUAUCCACUGCAGGGAUAGCGCAAUUAGUUAACCUAUCUACUUAUCCACUAGAUAGUGUUUUAUCCGGUGGAUAGCGCUAUCCAGCUUUUGAAUAACUGGAGCAAGUAACAAAAUAUCGCAUCUUGACGUAUUUGCCAGUAACAUUGCGACAUAAUUUAUCAGGGUCCGAAAUUGCGCCUUUUUUGGUCGCCAAUGCGACUAAAAAUUUAGCCCCGGCGACCAGAAUUUCAUAGCUGGUCGCCAGCUAGCGACUUGUAAAGCUGGUUGUUAUUGUGGACUUUAACUUUCGGAGAAUCUGAUUAAGAAUUGAAACCUCGAAGCUAUUUGCCAACAGGUCUCUUCCUUUUUGACCUGCUGAUAUUUUUUUAUUAAAAGUGAAACGAAUCUUCUUGUAAUAAUACCUUCACAACAGCUACGAUCAAUACGAGUUGAACGUUUCCAAGCCGCCAUGUUGUUUUCAGCUGAAAUACGGUAAGCACGUUAUGUACUUUGUGGCCUGGUACGAGCAACAUGACGGCUUGACUCGUGUUUUAUGUUUCGUGUUUCGUGGUAGUUAUCGGAAGAAAAUAGAGUUUUGAUAUGAUCAGUGCAGUCGUGGGCAGACAGCUUUCUGUUCCUAUGUUCUCGGUUAGAUAGCUUUAUAUCUCCAAGAAGUAAUUUGUGGAAAAAAUAAGACGUCACUGGUACACGUACGGUUGCUUUCUGGUAUCGGGAGCGAAAGUGGUGCAACUUUUGAGCAUAAAAACGUCCAUAUCAUGCAUUUUUUGUUCGUGUUUAGACAAAAGAAAAAAAGGGAGGGAAAAUUUUUGGCGACCACAAUUUGCCCUCUGGCGACCAAAAAUUUAUACUUGAUCGCCAGUUGGCGCCCGCAUUAAAAAGUUAAUUUCGGACACUGCAUAAGGUGAAGGCGAUUUUCCCCGGCCGCCUAAAGAGAGCUACAAAGGCCGCUUUUGCAAUUCAAAAGUUUUAAAUUCACAGGUAGAUAUCAGUGUAUUUCCGGAAGUCAUCUUAUUUACGUAUUUUUGUAUUUGUAUUUUUUUUUCUUCUUAGUAUUUAUAACGCUUAUCAUCUUUGGUGUUAAUCGCAGGGGAAACAACUCAUUUAUCAAGGAUUUCAUUUUGUGUGAACAACAGUGCUACAGCGCCACCAUCUCCUAUACCAACAUCCUUGCCAAUUAGGGUGUAUCCUGCGGAGGAUAAAGGUAUGUCUUGUCUUGCCAUCUGAAAGCUGUACAGGCUGCAUCCUCCUCAGGCGCUUUGUUUUCCCGUUUUUCGAACAGAGACGAGCGCGAAACGCGAGUGACUGGUGACGAAGCGCAAGGUACCAUGGGAGGGCAAAAUACGAGAAACUUCUGGGUAUGAGGCAGCUGUGUAGGCUUCUUUCAUUACUCUUUUGAUGACUUCCUUCCCAUCCUACCAUCUCCAAAAAAAGGAGAGAAUACUUUCAGAGAAACAACUUAGACACUCUCGGAGGAGGCUCCUCCUCAGAGGCUUCUUUUUGUUGUACGGAGGUAGGGGAGAGGGGGAAAUGAAAGCGCAGGGGUCGAUGGGAAGGGGAAAGAGAAGCCGCCUUUUCCCUCUUCCCAUCGUCUGCCGCGCCCUUUCUAUUUUUCGAUCAUGCUAUUUUCAUUGAGAUACCCAGCUAGAGCCUCUUGCGGAGAAAAGAGGAACUUAGAUGCCUAUGGAUAGCCCCUACACUUGUUAACGUCAGACGUCACGUCAAUGAUUUCCCGAGGCAGUGAGUUGAAAAGAAUAUCCACGCACAAAGAAUGUAAAUACAAAGAAUUUUGCUCACAAACGAGGCGUGGUGAUGAAAUUGCUCGUCUGACGUGAUCAUGCACAAGUGUCUUUCUUAUCAGCUUUGGUAAAACUGAAACGGACAUUUUUUAAGAAAAGUGAUAACAACCCAGCCCUGAUUCUUUCAGAGACUUCACCAAGCUGGGUAGAGGGCAAAGCUACUGAAGCAGAAGAGAUUGAAGAUGGGGAGGAAAACAAGGAACAACAAAUCAUCUGUUUAAUGUCACCUGAACAGAAGUAUGUAUGAGCUAUAAGGGACUGGUCAAAAAGUACUGGCGGGUGGGCGGGCCGGAGCAUUUGGAAAUGUGGUGUAUAAAAAACUCAUGGCCCACCCCACCCCACUCUAUACUUUUUGACCAGUCCCUAAAGGACAAAAACACCAUCGAUCGGGUUCCGUUGGUACGGUCAUUUUAUACUAAUCCAGAAUCAAGUAAGCACAGUCAGAUUAAACUUUGUAGGCAUACAACUCAUUUUACUCACGCUUAGUGUUGCUGCUUUGAAUUAAAGAAUUUAUUUUGUUUUUGUAGACCUCCAAAACCCAGGACUUGGAAUAUCAAAUCUCCAGUAAGUAAUCAAGAUUCAUAUUGAAAAUCAUUGAUUCCAUUUACAUUCAAACCUCUCAUAAGAUCACCCGAAAUGCGAAGAAUUAAUGGUCGCUUGAGUUUAUCACUUACGAGAAUCAAUCCACAGGGGUCUCUACCGAGAAGAGUCUGGACACAUCUAUUUGGAAGAGAAUUUAUUGCAUGCAAUUUCUAAGUUAUGAUAUGUGUGGUUUCAAGUUGUUACUGAAAGUUCUUCGUAUACACUGAUCAAAGCGACCACGCCAUACCUCAAGUGGUCGGUUACAAGGGACUGAAAACAAUGGAAAACUAUAGAACCGUCAGCCCAAAAUUGGUCGUGGUCGUAUACGAGAAUUCUGAUUAUAAAGCUUUGUUUGGGAAAAUUGUGGUGUUCUGGGUCUGUGGUCGCGUAUGGAAGUUGGUCUUAUGGAGUUUCGAAUGUAUGAUGAAAUCAAAACAAACCACUAUUUUACAACGAAACCUCGAUAUGACGAUUAUAGUAGAAUAUGUAAAACAGGACCCUGACAUUGGACAUUUUACGGUCUCGCUUGAGACUGGACCGGUGUUCUCUCGAAUUGCACUGUGGGACUGUUUGGGCGACGAAGAUCGUCCCAGGUUUCUGCGCAACCUCUUAAUGGCUCACUUCGGAAAAGAGUGAUAGCCUGGGACCCAAGCUAAGCGCGCGCUCACUUAUGGGAUUGUUUGGGGGGAAACAAGUCGAGCAGCCACCUUGAAUAAUGACGAGAUAUGCAAGUUGUUUGUGUUUUUUUACACAAAUAACUUCAGGAACUUCUCAGUCCGCGCAUGCUUACCUUUAUACGAGCUGCGUUUUCUUUCCGGUUGUUUUGGCUCCACCGCACAGAAGCCAUAUCUGGAGCUGUUUCACGGUGCAUUCUUCUGGUUUUUCUCGAGGUAAAUUGCCCCAGGCACAUCUUCCUUCAGCUUCACACUUAUUUUUUUUUCUCUCAAUUCCACCUUCCGUUUUGCUAUUUUGAGCUGUUUUAACCCAGCCGAAACAUUCCACUUCGCUUUCCGCCAUGAUUGUUUACAUUUACGUCCCCAAAUAAUCCCAUAAAUGCGCGCGCGCCUAGUUUGGGUCCCAGGCUAUCCGUCUUUUCCAAAGUGAGCUAUAGGAGCUAUAGAGCAUUUUCACAUGACGUCACCGCGGCCGUAUGGUGUACCAAGACAAUCCUGUGGGAGUUGAACUCUUUUCUCAUGUCAAUGAUGUAAACGCUUUCUUCUGUUCUAUAGCGUAGAUACUGAUAACGUGAGUGAAACUUCUGUAUAGCCGAUGAAAGAAGCGACAGCAUCCCUAAAACGUUCCCGCCAUACAGUGGAACCUCGAUAUAACGAACCUCUAUAUAACGAAGUCCUCAGUAUAACGAAGGAUUUUGUUUACCCCAGUAACAGCAAAAUAUAUGGAAAAGUACCUCUAUAUAACGAAACCUCGUUAUAGCGAAUAAAUUUUGCCAGUACCUUGGUACUUCUUUAUAUCGAGGUUGCACUGCAGUGCCCUGUGUUAAACGGAAUCACAAAACAACUAACGUAUCCUCAUUUUAGCUAUGGCUAAUGGGUUCUUACCAUUUACAUGGGAAAACCGGAAAUUCCGGUAGGAAAAUCAAAUGGUUCGCGUCAUUUCCGGUUGGGAAGCUUCAGUAAACAUGGGCUGUGAUUUGCGACGAUGCAAUUUUUCUACUCCAUUUAGUCUGUUCAGCUGAUUUGGAAAUACUUUGUAGCGGGUUUUUCUCCCACCAUGUCAAAUUUUAUAGUUUUAUGUUUAUGCGCAAGAUUUCCAGCCGCGUAGGUUGUGUUAGCGGUUAGGUCCCCGCGUUUCCAGUCCCCUGGGCCUUUAUAUUGGGGUUCUACUGGGCAUAAAUUGCGAAAUCAGGGUUGAAUUACCCCGAAUGGCACCUACGUUAUAAAAGCGAUUUCCACUUGUGAAUUGAGACUGCCUCAAUCAAAGUUUUAGAUUUUUUGUGAGUUGUGAUCAACUUUAAAUUUUCGUAGACAAACCCAAACUGUAAUGUAACUUACCCUUUGGUUUAUUGCGUUUUCUAGGAUCGUAAAAGGCAUUCUACCAGGAAGGCAAACAGCCAAUCACAGAAUGAUUCUGUUGCCGGAAGGACAAGGUCUCGGAAACGAAAGUGA